Auanema sp. JU1783 is the source of this 804-nucleotide messenger RNA. Lineage: Eukaryota; Metazoa; Nematoda; Chromadorea; Rhabditida; Rhabditidae. The record is from the annotation of a GenBank genome assembly.
AUGUUCCGUCGGGCAGCCACUGUUCUUGGCCGUAUUGCAACUGGUGCUGCUGGAGUCCAAAUUGGAGCUGCAGCUGCUGUCGCUCUUACCGAUAAGGAACUUUCCAAAAAGCCUGACUGGUACCAAAUUGCCGUCAAGAGCCUUGAAGAUGCUUUGAAGGCUACUAGCAAGAAAGGUUUCAUCGAGUCCCCCUCUGUAUUACAAGAAGCUGAAGAAGCUCUUUCCAAGAUAUCUGACGAGCACAACACUGAAAUCCAAUGGAGAUUUGCCCGUAUUCUGAUCGAAAAGGCUGAUCUCACUAAAGAUCCCAAAGAGAAGGCUCAUUUGCUUCAUGAGGCUAAGGAGCAUGUGAAGAAAGCUUUGGCUGUUGAGCCCGCUAAGGGGUCCGCUGGUGUACACAAAUGGUUCGCCAUUCUUCUUUCUCGUCUUGACGCUGUUGAAAAAUCUAAUCAUGGAGAAGAUAUUAUUAAACAUCUCGAGAAAUCUGUCUCCCUCGACAACACUGAUCCUUAUGCAUUCCAUCUUCUUGGAGUUGCCCAAUAUAACAACAAGGAUCAUAAGAAAGCUCUGGAGAACUUUGCCAAGGCUGAAGAAAUCAGACGUGACUUCUCUGCUAACAACCACUACUACAGCGGUCUUGCACUUAAGGCUUCUGGAAAGAAAGAUGAUGCCAUCAAGUCUUUCAAACAAUCAGUUCAAACUCUUCCAAGAAACUCUGCUGACGAGAAGGCCCGCUCAUUGUCUAAGGGUGCUCUUGCCAGCUUGGGAUUGAAGCCAGAAGAGAUCAACGGAGAUGAUUUGUAA